AUGCCGUCCGGCAACAAGAAACCAUUCGUCCCGCUCUUCGCGCCGACCUCGACUCGACCGCUGUCUCAUUACAAUGGCCCUGCAGCUCCCUAUUCGUUAAUUCGCGACCAAUUCUCUAUCACGACAUGGCUGAGCAUCGGCGCCGUACUUCAAGGUGGAUUAUUUCUGGUUGCUGGGAGACUCGCUCUCAUCCCGGCACUCGCACUCGUGCUUUUUCGCGCCCUCGACGCAUAUGCCGUUGUUACUGGAUGGAAAGCCAAUCCUUGGACCAAGGACACCGUCCUCCAACAUGUCUCGGCGCAGUUCCCCGACGAAGAAGGUCGCUUCGGGCCCGAGCCAGCAAACCAAGAUGUCGUCGUGCUCCUGAUUGGAACGCGGUCCAACAGCCCGCUUGGCCUCCUCUCCCCCGGCUUCAAAGAAUUGGGCGAAUACUUCAGUAGCAUGGUCAAGUCUUUGGAGGAGAAACCAGAAGAGUACGGUUUCCUCGGCAUGACCUCGUGGCUGAACUCCUCCGAUCGUGCCACGCAAAGCGAGCUCAUGAACGUCGCGUAUUUCAAGUCAGUCGAAAGCCUGUACGCUUUCACACAUGGUCCGGUGCACCGCGCGGGCGUCGAGUGGUGGGCAAAGACCGUCAAAGAGCACGACCACCUUGCCAUCUGGCAUGAGGUCUACCAUGCCCCCAAAGGCCAUUGGGAAAACAUCUACUACAACAGUCAUCAAAGCGGCAUCCUUUCCACGACGCACAAGAUUUACGAUGCCGCUUCGGGUUCGGAGAUGUGGACGAGCCCGGUUGUCGAUGCGGGUAAAGGAGUGUUGAAGACGAGCGCUGGCAGAAUGGGCCGGACGCAACACAAUGAUGAUUUGAUUGAAAGCGUGGCUGAGAAGUAUUAG
This is a messenger RNA of Dissoconium aciculare CBS 342.82, 891 nucleotides long. RefSeq lists its product as uncharacterized. Lineage: Eukaryota; Fungi; Ascomycota; Dothideomycetes; Mycosphaerellales; Dissoconiaceae. The record is from RefSeq and is a predicted model, not a curated record. The transcript has 2 exons. Bases 1 to 891 code for a protein of 296 amino acids.